AUGACCUGGUUGGACGAGCAUGGUCUGAACAUUUGGGAUAUCGACAAGGUCGUGAUGUACAAUUGGGGUUACUUACUUCUUAUGAGUUAUGAAGCAAUUACCCGAACCGGCGGCCUUUGCGCCAUCAUGCUUGUCGACCAUAUCGACUUCCGCGAAGUCCACCCUUCACCGUUCCCCAUCCAUUUCAGAGGCAUCGUUACCAAAGAUAUCGGCGUCUGUGUCUGCAAUCUCCAAAGAGUCUACAUACUCAGCAACCACACACUUUACCAUGCCCGACUUGAAAGCGGAGACAAUAGACUCGUACUCGGCAGGUCCACCGACAGACAAAUCACUGGAAGCCCCGCCUGUGAGUUUCUAGGCACACCCGAACAACUAGCGCUAUUCUGUCCAUCCACAGGACUCCAUUUUACCAAACCUUUUUAA
Gregarina niphandrodes is the source of this 423-nucleotide messenger RNA. RefSeq lists its product as hypothetical. The record is from RefSeq and is a predicted model, not a curated record. The transcript has a single exon. Lineage: Eukaryota; Apicomplexa; Conoidasida; Eugregarinorida; Gregarinidae. Bases 1 to 423 code for a protein of 140 amino acids.